ACUGGACUUAAUAAUAAUUAAUGAAGAAUAAUUUAUUUUUUGGUUCGUUUGUUUUGUUUUGAAGUUUGAAUUAAUUUGUUUGAUCUAUUUGGGGUUUUAUAUAUUUUUGUUGAAUGUACUUUAGGCAAUUUGUUUUUAAUUAAAAGUAAAAAUAAUUGAAAUGCUGUGGAACUCUCUUUCAUGCGAUAGUUAUGAGUGACACCGAUGAUACGGACGAUUUAUUGUUAAUCCCCCCAGAUUUCUUUUCUCUGGAGUCGGAGCCCGAGCCCCCUUACUAUAACAUUGUGGACAAUCUAAUAAGACAAGUAAGUAAGCUGCAAAAUCGUAUAGAGACUAUCGAAAAUACAUCCGAGUUGAGUCUCAUUGAUAGCUCCUUGGAAAAUUCUACAAACAUGUCGCAUAAAUAUAACAGCAUGGAAGAUGUGUAUCAACCUGGGAGUGCUCAGAGUACUCCACAGAAGCCUCGUACCAAAUGUAAAUUGAAUUCUUUACCGGCAAGUCCAAAUGUGGAGCAUUAUAGCCCUAGAAAAUGCUCCAUGAGAAUGAGAUCACCGCAGAAGGGUGAGGGGCCCAACGUAGAUUCAAAAAUGUUAAAUGAAAUCGAUAAUUUUAUAUCAAAUGCUAAAACAAUUCAUAGGAGUCAGGCAGCUAGAAACCUGGAAGAGUCUUAUGGUACAAAGCAACAACCCAUACAACUGCAUAAAAUGGAUUCCCGAAUAAAUGUACAAGAACCUCAAAUUGUAAAGGAAAAUACAUGGAGUUGUGGUGACAACAUAAUUUCAAAACAUAACUCAAAUUUUGGACCGAGAGAUGAGGUAGGGGAUGAGUCAAGUGAUAGCAGUUCAGAGUCUACGCAGUUAACAGCAUACAAUAAAUAUGGCGAAUCAGAACCUGUUCAUGUUAAUUUGAAUGCAAUGAAUGCUCUCAGUAUGCACAGGAAAUUGAUGGACCAGAAGAUAGCAUCUGAGGAAGUUAGGCUUCCUAAAAAACGGGGAAUACACACCCUCACCAGUGACAUGGGUCUCUUAAACCUAGCUGAUAUUUGGGGUUCAGAGAAUUUGUCCAAAAGUCCAACAAAAUUGAAACAAAAAUUAAAAGAGGAAAAACUGAGACGACAACACUGUGAACAAUUGAUAAACGAGUUGCAAACUCGAAAUUUGGAGCUCCAGCAAAAAUUAGCCGUAGCCAUGAUGGUGGAUGAUUCAAAAAAUGAAACAAUUCGACAGUUUAAAGGUGCUCUGGAAAAAGUGACUUUAACAAUUGAAAAACUAAAUGAGGAGAAGAUGAGCUGGACCCAGGAGAUGGCAAAGUUGAAAAAACAAUCCUCCCUUGAGUUGGAGACUUCCCAACAGAAACUAGCAUAUUAUGAAAAAGAAGCUUCAAAAGCGCUUAAUCUAGCACAUGCCAAUCAAGACAAAAUUUCUUCGUUAGAAACUCGUUGUUCCGACUUGCAAAGUGAAUUGGAAGUAAUUGAGAAUAAAUUGAAAGACGCCCAAAGCAAUUAUGAUAUUGAGGUUGAGAAGAACAAGCAAUUGGCUGAGAUUAUCACUCAGAAAGAAAUAGAACUCAAAGAGAGCAAGACUGUAUUAAGUGAUGCGAGAACUGAAGUAUUCGAAAGUCAUAAAGCAGUGGAGGUGUGUCAAAAGGAGUUUUCCGAUUUAAAAAAUGAAUACAUGAAGUUACAAUCCGAUUUGAGGCAUGAAAAAGGAGCGCUGAUUGCUUUGACUGAACAAAAAAAGAAAUUGUUGAGUGAUUUGCAAAACGCAAAAGCUCAGGAAAAACACUUAAAAGAAUCACUGGACGAUGCCAAAGCCAAACUGGAAAGUACAAAACUGGAACUAAGGAACUACUACCAAGGUCAGUUGGAGAUCAUUGUGGAAAACAAAAGGAAGGAAAUGCAGACGCAAUUAGACAAGGAGAGGCAGAUGACUGUUGAGGAAUUCAAAAAGAAGGAGGUGUCAAUUGCCAGAACUGCCGCCAAUCACAUAAAGGAAAUUUCGGAGAAAUGCGCAUUGGAAAUUAAACUAUUGGAAGAAAAGCACCAGGAGGAGGUCAGGCUGUAUCAGCUUCAAAUAGUCCAGCUUCGGAAGGAGCUGGAGCAUCUUCAGACGAAGCUGGCGCAUCUUCCGGAGAAGAGGGCCCAGAUCGCAAAACAGUUGCAGAAAGUGAUGGAAUCGCAGUUCAAUGAGGCGAUAAAAAUGAUGAGCAGCAGUCCCGCCUCCUUCACCGAAUUACCCAAUGGCGAUUCCAUCUUGAACGACACCCUGGGCAAUCAUUUACGAUAUGAUCCGAACAGGAACCGUAGGCAGGAGAAAGAUACCAUCGACGGCAUGUCGGAUUUUGACGAGACGCCCGUUUCCAGCCGAGGUGGUGAACCGAAGCAGUCGGAAAGCGAGAUUCAGAAAUAUAUUAACAUGCUUCUAAACCGCCACCCGGGCAACCCGACGGUCGAACCGCCCCCGGCGAAGGACGUGCAGGCGCGCGAGCGCCCCCAAUGGCAGCCAGGCGUAAAGUCCCGAAAGCAAAAGUAGGGACCCGAAGACGAGUCCGAGGGAGAGCAAGUGCGGCAAGCCGCCCUGGAAAUAGUACCGCCGCCCUAGUUGAGGUGGCAAUUUGCAAUCCGGUGUACAUGACAUCGAAUUGUUAAGAGAAAUGUGUCCGCGAUUAAGGAAAUUCGAUUACAUUUUUUUUAAGUGU
Messenger RNA from Cylas formicarius (sweet potato weevil), 2697 nucleotides. RefSeq names its product CAP-Gly domain-containing linker protein 1 (gene Cnb). Bases 192 to 2531 code for a protein of 779 amino acids. NCBI's taxonomy places the organism in Eukaryota, Metazoa, Arthropoda, Insecta, Coleoptera, Brentidae. The record is from RefSeq and is a predicted model, not a curated record. The transcript has 8 exons. Gene Ontology annotation, biological process: centrosome separation; mitotic cytokinetic process; regulation of cilium assembly. Gene Ontology annotation, cellular component: centriole; centrosome.